Molecule: messenger RNA, 3248 nt
Organism: Nelumbo nucifera (sacred lotus)
Lineage: Eukaryota; Viridiplantae; Streptophyta; Magnoliopsida; Proteales; Nelumbonaceae
Source: RefSeq, a predicted model, not a curated record
AUGAGUAUAGAACGUCUUCUUUUGACUCUCUUCUUCUUGGGUUUCUUCCCCGGAGAGUUGGCUGUGGCUCAAAACACAACAAUCCCAUUCAAAAUGGGAGUCGUUCUUAAUUCUGACAAAUGGGUUGGGAAGAUGGCUCUGAGCUGCAUUUUCAUGGCGGUCUCCGACUUCUACGCCACCCACAGCUUCUACAGAACAAGACUGGUUCUCCACACUAGAGACCCAAACAAUGACAUCGUUGGCGCAGCUUCUGUGAGUAAGUUACUACUCUUUUCCAUACUUGUAUAUGAUAUCAUAUACCAGUUCCAUAAACCUUACUUUCUGCUCUUUCCAUUUUUUAAUGUCUGCAACAUCUAUGAGCCAAUACUUGUAUUUGUACUCUUUCCAACAAUUCGUUGUGUUUGGAACUUGCCACAUGAACAGGAAAUUAAUUGCUUGGUGAGGGUAAAGGUGGAAAUAAUUCUAAAUUUGCUUUUUGAAUCUUCAAACACAGCUCUGGAUCUACUAAAGAACACACAAGUGCAAGCCAUCAUAGGGCCAGAAACAUCUUCACAGGCCAACUUUGUGGUUGAUCUUGGAAACAAAACCCAAGUGCCCAUUGUCUCUUUCUCUGCAACGAGCCCUUCCCUUUCUUCAAUUAAAACUCCUUAUUUUGUUCGGGCAUGCCUGAAUGACUCUACUCAAGCCAAAGCCAUAGCUGCCAUUGUCCAAGCUUUUGGAUGGAGGGAAGCUGUUCCAGUCUAUGAAGACAGCGACUUUGGGAAUGGAAUCAUACCUUACUUGACCGAUGCCUUGCAAGAAAUCGAUACUCGUGUCCCUUACAGGAGCGUCAUUCCUCCCUUGGCCUCUGAUGAUCAAAUUCUUCAAGAGCUUUAUAAGCUGCAGACUAUGCAAACUAGAGUAUUCAUUGUGCAUAUGUCAGCCUCUCUUGGAAGUCGCCUCUUUCUGAAGGCAAAAGAGGCUCAGAUGAUGACUGCAGGAUAUGUGUGGAUCAUCACAGAUGGGUUAACUAAUCUCCUAACCUCCAUGGAUCCUUCUAUCAUUAACUCCAUGCAAGGUGUUCUGGGUGUGAAGCCAUAUGUACCAAAAUCCAAAGAACUUGAGAGCUUCAAAAUUAGAUGGAGAAGGAAGUUCCAACAGGAUAAUCCCAAUACCCAAAGAGCUGACCUAGACAUUUAUGGGCUGUUGGCUUAUGAUUCAGUCUGGGCACUGGCAAUGGCAGCAGAGAAUGUUGGGGGUGCAAAUCUUUCCUACCAGCAGGUUCAGAGUACUGAUAACUCCACCGAUCUUUCAACACUAGGAAUAUCGAAAAUAGGACCAAAACUUCUGCAGACAAUUUUGAAGACAGGGUUUAGAGGCUUGAGUGGGGAGUUUCGCCUUGUUGAUGGGCAGCUCCAGUCAUCUUCUUUCCAGAUAGUGAAUGUGAUAGGGACUGGGUGGAGAGAGGUUGGGGUAUGGACCCCAACAAAUGGAAUUCUGAAAAAUAUGAGCGCCACAAGUAGCCAAGUGUAUUCAACUUCAAAGAACAAUCUCCAAACUGUCAUAUGGCCAGGAGAUCCUACAUUUGUUCCCAAAGGUUGGGUUAUUCCCACAAGUGGGAAGAAGCUGAGAAUUGGAGUUCCUGUGAAAGAUGGAUUUAGUCAAUUUGUAAAUGUUUCUCACAACACAGACACCAAUGAAACCAUAGUCACUGGGUACUGCAUUGAUGUCUUCAAGGCUGUAAUGGAGGAAUUACCAUAUGCUGUUCCUUAUGAGUUCAUUCCCUUUCAGAAGGCAAAUGGUGCAAGUGCUGGGAAUUACAAUGAUUUGAUAUAUCAAGUGUUUCUCCAGAAUUAUGAUGCUGUUGUAGGAGAUACCACUAUCAUAGCCAACAGAUCACUAUAUGUGGACUUUACAUUACCAUAUACAGAAUCUGGGGUGUCCAUGAUUGUGCCUAUUAAGAAGGACGAUAGAAAGAAUGCCUGGAUUUUCUUGAAGCCUUUGAACAGGGACCUUUGGAUAACAAGUGCUGCUUUCUUCAUCCUUACGGGUUUUGUGGUUUGGCUUCUUGAACAUCGAAUAAAUUCAGAAUUUAGAGGCCCUGUUAGUCAUCAGAUUGGAAUGAUCUUUUGGUUCUCAUUCUCAACUCUUGUCUUUGCACAUAGAGAGAGAGUGGCAAGCAAUUUGGCUAGAUUUGUUGUGAUCAUUUGGGUUUUUGUGGUACUAAUACUCUCUUCAAGCUACACAGCAAGUUUGACUUCGAUGUUGACAGUCCAAAAGCUCCAACCCACCAUAACUGACAUAAAAGAGCUCCAAAACAAGGGUGAGUGUGUUGGCUACCAGGAAGGCUCGUUUGUGGUUGGACUCCUUAAAAUGAUGAACUUUGAUGAAUCCAAGCUCAAGGAAUACAAGUCUGUAGAUGAAUGUAAUGAAGGUUUAUCCAAAGGGAGUCGUAAUGGUGGUUUUGCUGCUGCUUUUGAUGAGAUUCCUUACAUCAAGCUCUUUCUUGCUAGUUACUGUUCUAAAUACACAGUGGUGGGACCUACCUACAAAACAGAUGGAUUUGGUUUUGUUUUCCCAAGAGGCUCGCCCUUGGUACCGGAUAUUUCAAGGGCAAUCUUAAACGUAACAGUGGGAGAUACAAUGAGACGAAUUGAGGUAGCCUGGUUUGGACAGCAAGCCAAUUGCCCAGACCCCAAUACAUUGGUUUCUUCCGACGACAUUAACAGUCUUACUAUGGACAGCUUUUGGGGCCUUUUCCUCAUCGCCGGAGUUUCUUCAACUUUGGCGCUCCUCGUAUUUGCAAUCAGCUUCUACUGUGACAAUAAGCAUCAGUUGGAGAAUGUCGAUCCCGAUACCUCUGUGUGGAAGAAAAUGGCCAUCUUGGCAAAACAGUUCGAUAGAAAGGACCUCUCAUCGCAUACUUUCAGGAGAAGUGAUGACAACUCUUCACACGCUCUAAGGAGAGCAGAAGACGAUGACCAAUUUGAAGACUUGAUGAUAACCAACAACACUGCACCUCAAAGUCCAACUUCCAACCGCACAGAUGGAAUCUUUAUUCCCCCAGAAGAGCACGGAAGGCCCUCCAUUGAGGUUGCAAAUCAUAGUCAUGAUGAACCUGUAUCUCAAGAGAUGGUAUCUUCUAUUGAACUCAGCAAUCAAAACAUAGAGAGGUCUAGUGCUCAUGGGAUGAGUACUGAGUACUGAGUACUGAAAGGGGUUGAUCAGAUUGAUCUCGUUCUUGCUUCCCUAGGUGCAUUUUCAUGUAA